GAAUUUAAUGGUACAUUUAGUAAUAGAAAAUCAUGCAUAAACAAAAUGUUUGCAAAGAAGUUCAGUUUGAAAGCCCAUUGGAAUAAAAUUCAAGGACCAAUGUCAGUACCUGAAACAGAGGUGUAGUUUAAUAGGAGCGAUUAGACUAGAUGGGAACUGUGUAGAAAGGUUCAUGGAUUUUUGCGGGAAAGGCACCUUUAGGGAAGAGAAAUGCUUUAGUCGGCUCUUGGUCUUUAGAGUUGAGAGGCAGAGGGGUGAGGAAAGGGAUUAAAAACAAACCGUUUAGGUUUAAUUUGACGAGGGAAAACACUGUCAAACAGGUCAGCCCUCUCAUUCCUAUCCCGACAUAAGAUAGUGUCCAUUUGAGACACACUGGCUGGCAGGCUUGCAUUCCUCGGGAUAAAGGGUCUGUUCGGAAUUUAAGCCUCCCAGCGUUCGUCUGAGUUUCUGGACAUUCAGGGAUUCUGAUAAAUAGGAUCUGCUUGGUUUGAGAGUGACAGAUGCACCUGGGUGAGUCUACCAAGUCUCGGGAAUCCAUCCUUUGCAGCUACUUUUAAGGAAGGUGACAAACUGCAAAAUCUCAAUGUGUGUCGUGUGGUCUAAAUAAACUUUUCAAUGCGAGUAGGUACAUUCAGUUAGAAAAAUGAAUAUUUAGUUGGAAAAAAUAUAAGCUAAACAACGACAGAGAACGGCAAUGCGUUUAGCAAUAUAAUUAUAGUGCACAGUAAUUUAGCUUUAAGUUCCAUUUAACAUUGCUUAUUCUAUAUUAUUAAUAUUUAGUGAUAAAGCAUUAUUAAAGUUCAGAUGUCUUAUUAUCGUAACAAUAUUGUUUCGAGCCAAGCAGCACCACUGCCUUUAAAUCGGCGGUUUUACUGCUCUUGCUGGCAGUAAGGAAUGCAUGAUCUACAUUCAGGAAAAUAAAUCAUACAAACUACUUAACUAAACAAUUUAUACAAAACGGUGUAAAGGCAAAUUGAAGAGAUGGUUGUUCAAAGCACGUGACAAGGAGUCUCUUUGGAGGCAAGAUUUUGCUCUUUUGUGGUUUUCAGUCACAAGGUCAUAGAUGAGAGCUUACUGUGCUGUAUGAAUGCUGAAGGGAAUCCAGCUCAUGCCAAAUCCUGUAUGUUUUCGACAAGCGGUUCAAAGGCUUUGUUUACCCCGUGACCUCCCACUAAGUGAGAGACCGAACCGGAGUCCCUCCUCUGUGCCCUGAUGUCAUAUGUUGGGAGAUGAUUCAGAAGAAUGGCCAGGAGAAAACAGGGAUUGUGAAUGGCUUCUUACGCCAUUCAGUCACCUUCCGCGCUAAAUCAAACUUUAUUGAUGUUUCUGGUAGACCCUUCUGCUUAUAACCGGGACAAACACCUGUUACAGGUUUGCUGUAAUUCAUACACCGAUUGUUCCUUAGCAGACGCAAGUCUCUCAACAGUACUGCUGUGGAGUUUAAUAAUCUUAAACCAACAAAAUCGGAGAAAAUGAACAUGCAGAAAAAGCACCAGAGUUUCAGCAUAACAGGUGGCCAGGUUAAAAUGCCUCUCCAACUGCGCGAACAGGUGGCAAUUUGCUGCUCGGUGACAGGGAAUCAGACCUGGGGGGAGUCGAGACACUAUCUUCAGUCCUGUCAUCCCCCCUCUCUCUGAGAUUACCCAGGUGGUUUUAAAAGCAUCGGUAAUGGCUUUCUAUGGAUCGAAAAUAUGAAUCAAUAUUUUCAAAAAUGCUUGCCUUCUUCCCAAGUAUACCGUAUAAAUAGCAUGUCCGCUCUGCCCCUGCCAUCGCCUUGUCUUUUUUGCAUAAAGAUUAUAUGAAUCUCCGCGGGAGAACAUGUUAAUCUGAGGGUGUUUCCCGUGUGGAGACUCGCAGUGCACGAAACAUUUGGGGUGGGUUUAAAAACUUCGACUCGCAAUUCAAAGGUUGCGAGCAGCACAUUUACUCCGUCAGUGCCGAUUAUUUAACAAGCUUUUGCUUUAAAUAGUUUUUCAGCUUCACCAAUGGCCCACGACCGGAUGCGGAGAAGCCUUUGGGACGGCAAAUGGCCUAUUCAGUUUCACGUGGAUGACGCCAUUUAGCCAUUAGCUAUAACCGGACAAAUCACUGCAUAUUGAAGAGAGUGUGGAGUCGGGACGGUGCUGUUUGUUUGGGGGAAAAAUCAUCGUGGUGUGAAGUGCAUCUGAGUCACUCGCAGAGCUGCUGCGGCAUCGGGAGGGGUAUGCUCCGCCGGUAGUCUCCCCAGGACACAGCGCCCUUCACUCUAGGAGCUUGUCAUUGAUCGGAUACUCGCUGCACUUGAAGCACAGCAGACAAGGUUACUGCCACAGUUCACAUCGCAAAGGAACAACCGACAUCUUUGGCGAGGUCUGACCGAUGAGCAGCCAGCCCGCAGGCCUGCACCGGUCGCAGUCUGAUGGAAGCCCCAACGCACGUGGAGCCACCCCUCCCUCUCCAGCUCGCUCACGACAGGGGACGACUGCGGAUUGAUCCUGACCCGGGAGAGAUGCAGGGUCCGGUGCUCUCCAUCGAUCAGAUCCGGGCCAUCCGAGCCAACAACGACUACGUGGAAAGGCCCAUGGUCCUCAGUGCGAAGGUCGCGACCAGUAGCCCGUCCAGCGCGGCGCAGAAGUGGGAAAGGACAACGGAGCUGAGCCUGGGCGUGGAACCACGCUCCUCCACGCAGCUCCAUCAGCAGGUGCAGCAACACUUGAGCCGAUCUACCAGUACUGUCAGUUCCGCGUCCCGCAGCAGCACCACCUCCGACCAGAGACUGCUGGUUAGCCUCAGCUCAUCGCCUUCUGCCCAAGGAAUUGUCAGGGCACAGCCCAAGGCUGACCUCAAACCCGACUUUAACAAGACUCUGGGUGGCGAGGACUGGAACCAACACUCUCUGCGGUGCGAGGAAUGCGGGAAGUGCAAGUGCGGCUCCUGCACAGCCCCGAGGACUCUGCCUUCGUGCUGGCUCUGUGACCAGAGGUGCCUUUGCUCAUUCCAGAGCGCCCUAGAUUACGGCACUUGUGUAUGUUGUGUCAAGGGCCUCUUCUACCACUGUUCCAACGACGACGAGGACAACUGUGCGGACAAUCCGUGCUCCUGCAGCCAAGGCCACUGCUGCGCUCGUUGGACCGCCAUGGGCCUCAUCUCCAUCUUCCUGCCCUGCUUAUGGUGCUAUUUGCCAGCUAAAGGAUGCCUCCGGGUCUGCCAGGGAUGUUACGACGGCGUCAAGAGGCCGGGCUGCAGGUGCAAGAACUCCAAUACCGUGUGCAGGAAGGUUUCGAAGGCACCUUGUCCUAAAACCCUCGACAAACCCUUAUGACCAAGACACCCCUUCUACCGUGAACAAUAUUAACCCUGUGGAUGUUCAGAAAGCACACCUCCAAAGCUUUCUUCACUCACUGUAGAGAUUUCCAAGAGAGAUUGAAUUACUUCUGGCGCCCAGACUACCCCAGCACGUGUGUGCGCGCAAGAAGGGAGAAGAGAGUGGAGUGUAGGCUCUCAGCGAGAUGUUUGUACAGAGCAUCUUCCUGAAAAUCUAAUGGUUCUAUUACUAUCUUGGCGUUUGAGCGUUUAUAAUUUACCCAGGGAAUCGGGACCAUCUAUCCCCUUCCAUGUUAAGCACCUUCCUGUGGGUUCUUCCUGUGUUCGUUGCAGGCUCAGACCCUUCCUCUUGUGGCUGAAUGGCUGAAAAACCCGGCGUCGAGUUUCAGUACACCAACCGAAAGAAUUUAAAUGUUCUUUCUCGGUCGCCCACCUCCCCCGUCCCCAGCCCUCGCUCUGAAGGGUGCUCACCGGGACUUGAUGGGUGUCCAUCUCGGAGGUCCUGAGACUCGGAAGUCAGUUUGUUUCUUCCUUCUCACUUCCAGUUAGAGACCUCGGGACUAAGCCCAUUAGCUAGAUGGACCUGUCCUUGGUAAACCACUCAGUUUAUGGGAAAACCAUGCAACUUGUCUUCCGUCAGCGCAUUAAAUAUUUAUUGCUUGGCUAGAAAUGCGAUAUAGUCCAUUGAUAAUAUAUUCUCCCUCUCCUCAAUCACUGAUACAAUUAUUUAUGUAUUUUGCCGUCAGUUACUCACGCAGAUCGGUUACGGGAGGGACAAAGUUUGAAACCGUUUUGAUUCUUUGUCGGUUCCUAUGCAUUCGAAGAGUGAUUCUUUGUGUUUGCUAACUAUAGUGGGCUGCUAUUCAGAUUCGGUGGAUUUGUGCUUUUAAGAGGAAACACAUUGUUACACAGCGGCUAAAUAUGGAUUUCAACAUGUUGGAAGUUUGACACUGUGUGUGCCGUGGGUGGAUUGAGAAGUUGGGCUGGGACACUAAUGGCGAAGAAGUAGGAUUUCCCAGUUUUACGGCAAACUUUUUUUUACUUUGAAGUAUAAUGCGCGUAACUCUUCCCUAGCUCCCGAGAUAGGGCUUCCUUACUGGGAAGGAACGCGUGCUGAAAUGGCCUGGGUCCUGCUAGGAUGGUAAAGUGCAGCUUAAACGACAUUUGGCACUAAAGUUAUUGCGCCACAUGUUGACAAGUACGUGUUGGCAAAUGUCAUUUCCGCUGUAUAAAAUGACUUCGUUUCGGGGUGGCAGCGUGAGCCCCUGGGGACUUCAGUUCCGCUGUGUUCAUCGGCAGACUGAUGGGCAACAUCCCAUCCCAGAAUAAGAUAUCUCGUUAAAACACGCCAGCCUACUGUCUGUAAUUCUGCCGACAAGUGUAUAAAUUAUUCCAUGUAGAUAUGAACCUAUUAUAAUCUGGUUGUCUUUUAACGUAAUCGCCCUCCCAAGGUUCCGCUCAGACACUACACUUCAUCCCAUCUUUCACGAAAUUUUAGUUACACUAGUUAUGUUAUUAAUUAAUUAGUUGUAAGACUAUCUGCUUCAUCACUCCCCAAGGGGACUAAAAUUAAUCACUUAAAACAGCCAUUGCAGAGUUAUAGCAUUGGUUUAACAUUGUCGUUGAAUUCCAGUCAGUGUGACUCUUAAAUUGUAACAUUGUUAUAGGAAACUAGAGAUUAAGUGUUUCUUCUGUAUUUUUUCCAUAUCGAGAUAAAUCGAGUUUGACUCUUGGCCAGUGAUUCUGCAUUUCAGAAGGGCAUCGUCAGCACUUUUAGGCUUGUAUUCUUUUUAGUCUAUUUGUCUGACCAAUAAUUUACAAUUAGUAAGUUCAGUUCUUCAACGCCCCCUCCCCAAAUUGCCAAGUCUGAAAUAUAAGGAAUAGUACGAUCACCUCGGUCGCACCGUGGUCUUGCAUGGGCCUCUCUAUCCAAGUCCAAUAAGAUUUCAUUACAUGAAGUAAAACUUGGGGUUUUCUUUGUAAUGUAACAUUACUAUGCCCGAAAUACAGCCUGUCUUCUGAAAGGAAGGCGCUAACCCCCAUGGACCAGAGUUGCUUGUCAACCGGAAUGGUUUUCCUUGGGACUUUAAACGUUCCAGGAGAGUGGAAUGGAUCGAAAGGUAAGAGAGCCAAGGUUGUUCAACCUUCGCUGACCUUUCUUUCAUUAACCCCAGCGGGGCGUGGGUUGGAGGCUGGGGGAAUCUCUUGGUUAAAGAGGGCAGCCAUGAGAAUCCAGGAUCCUCCUGGCCAAGACACCGGCAAUCGAAAAACAAAUGUAGAAAGGGAAGCCUCGUCACAGUAGUUGCGGAGAAGCAUUGGGACUUCCAGUGCAACGGAGUCGAGCUCUGUGCAACGAGGAUAUCGUUUUAAGGGUUAUACUUGAAUGGCCUGUGACUAUUCCCAAUUAGUUAUUAUAGAGCGGCUACUAAAUAAUUCAAAACACAAAUCCUUUCGGCUAUCCCAAGGGAUGGUCUGCCCUUUUAGAGUGACGUCUGUGGUAAGAACAGUAACAGUAUAUCUAAGAAUUGCAACGCUCUCGCCCUGUAGUAUCUCUGAUCAAAACGGUUUCUUAAAUUAUGUAUUUGUAUUUUAAGCAUGUAAGUUCUUGGGUCAUCGGCAUUUGUGCAAAUUGAAACUGUAAUGAUGGUUGCAUUUAUAAUGCAAACUGACCCAUAUUGAGCAUAGUAGCCAGGGAAUGAUUUGUUACAUUAUGGGCGGUAGUUCAUGGUUUUCCUAGAAACGACUUUUCUUUUUCCAAAAAUACUUCCCCCACCAUCCGCACAAACUUUGCAAAUUUGCAACACGGGACAUUCAUUCACUGUAACUAGCAUAUAAUUGAAUUUUCUUACAAGAUUUGCAUUAUGUCAACAUGGUUUUCCUAGAAGCUGUUUGGCAAUCUGAAAAAAAAAAUCAGGAGACAAACUGCUGUUUUUGUAAAAGUCGGUGCGUGUUUAACAAUUAUGCAGCGGAGUGGGCUCAGCCCGCUACCUAACAAUCAUUACCUGAGAGGACUGUAAUCAGUUUGAAUAAGCCAUACUGAACCUGUUGGGAUCCGGAAGAGAACAACUUUAUUUUGGACUAUGAUGCAGUGACACUUUAUUGCCUGGAUGUCUGGAGCACGUGUCGGAUCACAGUUCAGCGUACAAUCUGGACCUUGAUGAAAUCAGAGGCAGAAACACGGGCACGUUUCGAAGAGAUCUAACCAGACGUCACGUUCACGAGCAUUUUCUUGCUUUCUUUGGGCUGUGAACACGGCAAGAGCCUGCUCUUUGUUAUAGUUACUUUCAUAUAUUUUUCUAUAUACAAUAUUAUUAAUACUGUGAAUGGUGCCAUAUGAAGGAAGAACUCCAGUUAUUGGUACAAUGUACAUUCAGGUGAAUGUCCGACUCCGUCUCCCGCUAACAUCAGGCUCUAUUACCCUAUAUACAAAAUUCAGUUAUUGCAUUGCUUAGGUACAAUUGGCUUCCUGUAUAUCAAUCAAAAGUUACGGAUUCUUUUAUGUUUUACCAUUAUGUUGAUUAGUCUGAAUAUUUAUUUGAAGUUUUAUUUUAUAAGAUAUUUAUUUAAACACAACACCCUUUAGAAAAAAAAAUUACUGUACGGAACUUGCUGCAAAAAUGUAAGGGUGGCACUACAGAGCUGAAUAAAGGUAUAAAAUAGAAAUAUAUUAAUUUUCAAAUGAAAGUGUUUCGUUUGUUUUAUUCUGCGGCUGCAGUGGAACUAGCCUCUCUUUGACAUUCGUGGUCCAAAGCACCCAGGCCAUAUCUUCCCAUUCUGGGAUUUUAAAAUUCAGAAUCCCAGAGAUCUCUCCAUGAGGGAAAUACAAAUGGCUUUUUUUUUCAUGCAUUUUACAUAUUUUCUUGUGUGUGGAGAAAUUCGCCAAGCAAUGGCUUUGGUUGAUCAAAAUGUUAAGUAGGCCAAGAAGGCUACAUAAUGAACUGACUAGUAACUUGUGUUAUGCAUCCUUAAUAGUGGAAAGUUGUGAUGGCCUUCAUUCUUAAUCACAACAAUGCCAAAACUAUUUUUUUAGAUGGAGGUUUUUGUCCCAAUCAUGAUAAAGAAGGAACAGGUUCAAAGAAUGAAUGAUUUAUGUAUACAUUGAAAACCUAAUGACUUUGCUGAUCUUACCCUUCUCAAUGGAAGAUGCUGGAGGUGGUUUUGAAAUAAACAUGUUGAGUUAUACAUUACAUCCUGUAAAUAAUAUAACAGCCUCUG
Molecule: messenger RNA, 7518 nt
Organism: Hypanus sabinus (Atlantic stingray)
Lineage: Eukaryota; Metazoa; Chordata; Chondrichthyes; Myliobatiformes; Dasyatidae
Product: protein sprouty homolog 2-like
Exons: 2
Coding region: 2399-3301 (300 amino acids)
Biological process (GO): negative regulation of MAP kinase activity; negative regulation of Ras protein signal transduction; negative regulation of fibroblast growth factor receptor signaling pathway
Cellular component (GO): cytosol; membrane
Source: RefSeq, a predicted model, not a curated record